CACACGCCGCCGCCGCCGCAGAGACACACACGGAGGAAACUGUGCACUUGUACUUGUGGCUGUCGGCUGCAGUUAUGGACCACAUUAAAGAUGGCUGGUUCACGGAGCUGUGCACGCUGUGGCCGGGCCAGGCGAUGAGCCUGCAGGUGGAGGAGGUGCUCUACCACCAGAAGUCCACGUUUCAAGAUGUCAUGGUCUUCAAGAGUAAAACCUACGGUAACGUCUUGGUGCUGGACGGUGUGAUUCAGUGCACAGAGAGAGAUGAGUUUGCCUACCAGGAGAUGAUUGCUAACCUCCCGCUGUGCAGCCAUCCUUGCCCUAAGAAGGUUCUGAUUAUUGGUGGUGGCGAUGGCGGCGUGCUGAGAGAGGUGGUGAAGAAUCCACUGGUGGAAUCGGUGGUGCUGUGUGAGAUAGAUGAGGACGUCAUUAACGUCUCGAAGAAGUUCCUCCCGGGGAUGGCCAAAGGGUUUUUCAACCCCAAGCUCACCCUUCAUGUUGGAGAUGGCUUUGAAUUCAUGAAGCAGAACCAGGAUGCCUUCGAUGUCAUUAUAACUGAUUCCUCAGAUCCAGUCGGACCUGCUGAGAGUUUGUUCAAGGAGUCUUACUAUCAGCUAAUGAAGGCAGCGUUGAGAAACGGUGGAAUUCUUUGCUCCCAGGGAGAGUGUCAGUGGCUCCAUUUGGAGCUGAUAAAGGAGAUGCAGACCUUCUGCAAGACCCUGUUCCCUGUUGUGGACUAUGCCUACAGCACCAUCCCGACUUAUCCCAGCGGCCAAAUUGGAUUCAUGCUCUGCAGUAAAAAUCCUGAAACUAAUUUCAAGAAACCAGUGAAAGCUCUGGUAAAAGAAGAAAUGGAAAGUAUGAACCUUAAAUAUUACAACCCUGAGAUUCACAAAGCAUCAUUCGUCCUCCCGGAGUUUGCAAGAAAGGUACUCUGUGAAGCAUGACCAGCAAUGACAGACCACCACGUUCAUCCUCUACCUGACCCCCAGACUACAGAAACACCCUUUUUCUACGGCCUCUCCAUCUCCUCAACACAGCUCGACUGAAAGAUUUUGUGCGGUGGCGUCUCAUAAUCAGUGGGUGGAAACUUGUUGAUUUCUACAGACAAAGUGUUAGUUUGUUCCCCUUCCUUCCAGCUCACUCUCUGUGUCUAUUUAUUUUUCUCAUGUAUUUGAAUAUUCAUUUUUACCCUAAUUGUCGUAUCAUGUUUUGUGAAGAGCUAUUUGAUGGGCGGGGCUGAGUGGAAAGAGCAGUGUCAUCGAACCUGACCUCACUCUGAAACAUUGUAUUGUUCAUUGGAUUCACUGCACAUAUGUUAUGCAAUAUAUUACAUACCAUAGAGAGUAUGUACAUGUAAUGCAUUUUUAUUUGUAAUGCUAGGUAUCAUCUUGUGCUAAUAGGAAAAUACAGUGGCCAAUUUUUUCUACUUUAUAUUCAGAAUAAUGUGACCUCUACACACGAUUGAUCCAUUGUUUUUGUUCUUUUCAUGGUCAAAAUCCAUCGUUAUUCCUUAUGAGUUUGACACAAAGAAAUCAAUUACUUUGUUCUUUUUUGUACUUUUUUGCAAGUAUCAAAAAUAGCAAUGAGAAAAAAACAGGUGGUUUACAGAUUUAGAUUUUUGAUAUUCAAUUUUUCUGGUUUUAGGGACCAGUAAGUUGUUCGUCUUUGUAUUUGAUAAUUUUGCAACAAGUAUAUUUGCUUGAUGGCUGCACCUGAUUUACUUUAAUGAAUGAGCUUAAACAUCUACAACUAACAAAGUACUUUUGAAAAUUGGGUUUAAUUCACAGCACAGAGUGUAAUUUCUUGCGUGUGUGUAUCUUGGGGAAGGAACAUGAACUCUUUAAGAUUCCUUCAGUGUCAUAGUAAUUCUCUGUGUUAAUCCAUCGAAUUGUACACACUACCAAAUUAACUGUUAAUAGUCGCGUUACUGCCGCGGGUUUAGCUCACAAUAUUUAGUGAAACAAAAUACAGCCUGUCUCUUAUAAACAGAAAUUGUCAUUCACACUAGUCAAGACUUUGAAUGCGACAUUUUCCCCAAAAACUUUUAUUGAUGCUCUAACUCGUAUUAAUUUCAUCAAAUCAGGUACGGCCAUGGCUCAAGUGUAUUUGGUGCUAGUUAAGUGAUAAAGUCCGUAACCUCCUGCUCGCACAAAUCAACAUCUCUCCGCAGCGGAUUUAUUAUUUCUUAACCUAGCAUAAAUUGGAUAAUUAAAAAACUAGCCAUUAUUAGGUGUUAUAGUGAACCUCCUAAAUUGAUAAAGUAACAAACAGCAUUUAGUUUUUUCUCAUUUUGGAUUCCAGAUUUAAUAUGAAAAGAAUGAAUGAUCCUCAGCUUAUCAUUCUUCCAGUGCCUGAAAAUGGUAGUUGUUGAAAAUUGAAUUUUUUUUCUCCUUGUGUCUAUGGCAGUGUUCCAGGCAGAGAAUGAUAUUGAUGAGUUUUCAUUCUAGAUGAAAGCGCAAAUGUCAUGAGUUGAGAAAAUUGUCUCUAAAAUUUCAUGAACUUCAAAUGAGGUAAAUCUAAUUGAUGCUCUUUGACCAUCAAUUUAAUAUGGAAUACUGUAAUGUUGGUAAAAGAAAAUGAAAUAUGGUGUUGGCGCUUUGCAAUCCAAGAAAUACCUUUUUUUUUAAAGGUGAUUCAUUAUGCAAUGAUAACUUGCAGUAUUGGGUGUUGACCACUGAUGGGAAGCCUGUAAACUGAUGUGUUUCACUGCAGGAAGCUGUUCAUUUCUCUCAAUGGAAAUCAUGUCUCAGUGUGGUUUAUUUGUUUGUUGAGCUAAUGUCAAGCACUUCAUAUCUGUUACUUUUAAUUCCACGAGGAAUGAGAAGCGGGGUCGUACCUGAGCAAUGAGUCUGUGUUUUUAUAAUAAUUAUGAACUGUAAUAAAUUGAACACAAAAUGGU
Messenger RNA from Limanda limanda (common dab), 2899 nucleotides. It is a transcript of the gene srm, whose product is annotated as spermidine synthase. Bases 75 to 944 code for a protein of 289 amino acids. Gene Ontology annotation, cellular component: cytosol. Gene Ontology annotation, biological process: spermidine biosynthetic process. Gene Ontology annotation, molecular function: spermidine synthase activity. The transcript is spliced from 8 exons. The record is from RefSeq and is a predicted model, not a curated record. Lineage: Eukaryota; Metazoa; Chordata; Actinopteri; Pleuronectiformes; Pleuronectidae.